Messenger RNA from Halteromyces radiatus, 1645 nucleotides. RefSeq names its product Metallo-dependent phosphatase-like protein. Gene Ontology annotation, biological process: polyphosphate catabolic process. The record is from RefSeq and is a predicted model, not a curated record. NCBI's taxonomy places the organism in Eukaryota, Fungi, Mucoromycota, Mucoromycetes, Mucorales, Cunninghamellaceae. Gene Ontology annotation, molecular function: endopolyphosphatase activity; exopolyphosphatase activity. Gene Ontology annotation, cellular component: fungal-type vacuole. The transcript has 3 exons. The coding region runs from base 78 to 1550 and encodes 490 amino acids.
CUUCUUUCUUUUCUAUUUUUUUUUUUUAUAUAUUCAUUAUAUUUAUAUAUUUUAUAGAAAUAGAAUCACUUUGUUCAAUGAAUAUGUUUGUCAUGUUGAGAUUGGUUUAUUUCUCAAUAACCUUCCUUAUUCUUUACUUGGCAUUUACUUGGUGUACACAGGUUCUUUCUACUUUCCCGGACGACCAACACCAUUCUGACCAAAACUCAACUGACUACGGAUAUUUCUUACAUAUUACUGAUUUUCAUCUAGAUAACAGUUAUGUGGCGGGGUCUACUAUUGAAUCAGCGUGCCACAAACCACCGUCUUCUGCAGCAACAACGAAGCACAAAUCCGGUCUUGCUCUUCACUUUGGAAUGUCGGGAUGUGAUACUCCUACCGUUUUAGCCCAGAAAACAGUAGAUUGGGUAUCAAAGGAAUGGAAGCAAAAAUUAGAUUUUAUUGUUUGGACUGGUGAUAAUGCAAGACAUGACUGGGAUAAGCAAAUGAAACGAAAUCGCAGUAACGUUUAUGAGUCCAAUCGUAUGAUGGCAAAUAUGAUACAUGGGUCCUUUGGUGAUAUCCCUGUUAUCCCUAGCCUUGGUAACAACGAUGUCAUUCCUCAUAAUCGAAUUACCAUGGGUAACGGUACUGACAAGAAUACCAAUCGACUGUUACGAUUUUAUCAACAUCUCUGGAAACAUUGGAUUCCUCAACAACAACAGGAUGAUUUCCUCAAGUAUGGUGCAUUUGUAGUCGAUGUGGGUCCUCAAUUACGUGCUUUGUCUAUUAAUACUAUGUAUUUUAUCAAGAAAAACAAAAAGUUACAAGGAUGUGGAAAACCUGGUAGUGAUGCUCAACAACACAUGGAUUGGUUUGAACAACAACUUAUCAAGGCUAGAAUGGAUGGUUACAAGGUGCUUGUCUUGGGUCAUGUUCCUCCUGCUGAAGAUACUUACCGUUUUUCAUGUUUGGCAUCUUACACCAGAAUUUCUGCUCAAUAUCCUGAUGUGAUUAUGGGACAUCUCUAUGGACAUUUGAACAAGGACCAUUUCUUAUUAUAUGAUACCAGUCGACCUCUGUCAAAAACAACAACGAUGGAUCAAGACAGCUAUGAUAAAGAUUAUUUGGACCAACAACCAUUUUUCAAGAAACCAAAGAUACCCAAGUUUGCUCGACAACUUCAUGAUAUGUAUUCAUCAAUACACCCUCGAUUAGAAGAUGAUGAAAAACAAGAAAUAUUACCGACAUCUCCUGUGGUAGCUAUCCAAGUGACUCCCUCGGUGUUACCCAAGUAUUAUCCAACCGUACGUAUCUACCGUUACACGAAGAACAACUUGAUGGGCUAUGAUCAAUACUUUGCAAAUAUUACGGAAUGGGAAAACUUACCAGCAACACAACAUCACUAUCAACUGUUGUAUUCCACAGAUCAUUAUGGCAUGAAGGAUUUGACAUCUGAGAGCUUUUUUGAUUUGGCUAAGCGCAUGGUAGAUCCUCAUGACAAAAAUGGUCGUCGUCUUUGGAGGGAUUAUGUCAACAAUAUUUUUAUUAGAACUAGAGCCAUCUUUUAGAAUAGACUUAUUUAUUUUAUGAUAUCACUUUUUCUUUAUAUAUAUACCGUUUCUAUACCGUUGCUGUACAAUAAACCAUUUAUAUUUAACAUACA